Pieris brassicae (large cabbage white) is the source of this 3558-nucleotide messenger RNA. It is a transcript of the gene pav, whose product is annotated as kinesin-like protein KIF23. Gene Ontology annotation, cellular component: microtubule; nucleus; kinesin complex. Gene Ontology annotation, biological process: microtubule-based movement. Lineage: Eukaryota; Metazoa; Arthropoda; Insecta; Lepidoptera; Pieridae. The transcript has 2 exons. Bases 69 to 2657 code for a protein of 862 amino acids. The record is from RefSeq and is a predicted model, not a curated record. Gene Ontology annotation, molecular function: ATP hydrolysis activity; microtubule motor activity; ATP binding.
UUGAGUUUUCUUAAACGUUUUCAACGGUUGAAAAUAACGUUACUGAAGUGAAUAGUGUUUUAUUAAAAAUGAAGUCCGCUAAGUCAAGAACGCGACUAAAUGAUAUGCGAACGCCAAGUAGAAGUAAACAAAACUUAUACCAGGGAGAUCGAGACCCGGUACAUGUUUAUUGCCGAUUGCGCCCGAUGCAGAAUGAAACUGAUAAUUCCUGUAUUAAUAUACUUUCCCCAACAACAGUCCUUAUGGUGCCACCCCCUACAGCAUUGGCCUACCGAAAUGAAAAUAGUAAAACGAUGAAAUACACUUUCAAAGAAGUAUUCCCGCCCAAUUGUAAUCAACAAGAAAUCUUCGAUAAAGUAGCAUAUCCUUUAGUGGAUGGCUUAAUCAAAGGUAAGAAUGGACUUUUAUUUACUUACGGAGUCACAGGGAGCGGUAAAACGUUCACCAUGACGGGUGAUACUCAAAACUGUGGGAUACUUCCGAGAUGUUUAAAUGUUAUUUUUAAAACAAUAAAUGAUUUGCAAGCACAUAAAUAUAUCUUCAAGCCGGAUAGAAUGAAUAUGUUUGAUGUUCAGACAGAAGCUGAAGCUAUGCUGGAAAGGCAGAAAGAAUUACACAAGUUUCGCAGUGGCCGAAAAAAUAAUUCUAAUCCAGAUUUAGUCAUGUCUAGUACAGAUAUAAGUAAGGUAGAUGGUGUUAUUGAAGACAACCAGUAUGCUGUUUUUGUCACUUACAUUGAGAUAUAUAACAACAGUGUUUUUGAUUUACUUGAAGAUGGUCCACCUAGCAAAAGUCUGUCUACAAAAAUGAUUAGAGAAGAUGCAUCUCAUAAAAUGUAUGUUCAUAAUGUAACAGAAGUAGAAAUUAAGUCUGCAGAAGAAGCAUUUGAAACUUUUUAUUUAGGCUUAAAAAGAAAACGUAUGGCUCACACCAAUCUAAAUGCUGAAUCUAGUCGAAGCCAUUCAGUUUUUACUAUUCGCCUGGUGCAGGCACCAGUUGAUGAGAUUGGAGAAGCUGUGAUACAAAAAAAAGAAUUUAUUACAAUAAGUCAACUGAGUCUUGUUGACCUUGCUGGCAGUGAACGGACAAACAGAACACAAAACACUGGAGACAGGCUGCGAGAGGCCAGUAACAUUAAUAAAUCUCUUAUGACUCUAAGAACAUGCUUAGAAAUGUUAAGAGAAAACCAACUUAAUUCUGCAAAAAAUAAGGUACCUUACCGUGAGUCAAGGAUUACUCACUUAUUUAAAAACUUCUUUGAGGGAGAAGGUCAGGUUAGAAUGAUAGUAUGUGCAAAUCCUAGAGCAGAAGAUUAUGAUGAAACACUUCAAGUAAUGCGAUUUGCUGAAGUGGCUGCAGAAGUAGAAGUAGCAAAGCCUCAAAUAACAGAUAUAGCAGCCUCUAUUGGUUUGAUGUCUGGUCGUAGAAAAGCUAACAGAUUAUUUAACAUGGCUCGUGAUAAGUUAGAAAAACCUGAAGCUAAAGAUCUGGAAUUGGACUUAGGUCUUGUUUAUAGUCUUGGUCCAGACUUCCCUAGCCUGGAAUUGAAUAGCUCCCAGGCAGCUCAUAUUACUAAAGAAUUAAUGGCGCACUUGGAAAUGCGUAUUAAUCGUCGAGAAACUCUACGAAGAACUUUAGCUCUCAAAGACGAAAAAUUCCGUUCAGCCCUACUUGAACUUCAAAAAGAGGUUCUAGAACUGAGAAGUGAAAACGCAUCAUUAAAUGCUCAGUUGUCUACAGAAAAACGUCGUAAUCAUGCUUUUGAAGAACGCCUUACCCGGUCAGAAAAUGAGGUCAUAAAUUAUCAAAAAAAACUAACAGAAAUGACUGAGUACUCAUCAUCCUUAAAACGUGAGAUGCAAGAAAAGGAUCUUUUACUAAACCAAAAUAAGCUAGACAAGGCAAAGCAAAAGAAGCUCUUGGAACGAAAAUAUCAGCACAAAAUGGCUGCAGAACAUGAAAAAGCUAAAGAAAUUAUAUCAGAAAAAGAACGAUUGGAAAAUGCAAAUGAAGAAAAAGAAAAUAGGCUUCGAAUAAUUGAAAAUGCUUUAAAAGGUGAAAAGCGUUUAGAUACUGGGGCACAAACAAGUGUGAGGGACUUUACUCCUGGUUCUACACCUCGGGCCCUUCCCGCCCAUUUACUCUCACCAUUCAUUGCACAAUCAAAAGAUUCCCAAACAUCACGCUCCAGACGUGGUGUAGCCAUUGCAAAUCCGCGCCACCGCAGAUCUUUAUCAGCAGAUGGCAAAGGAUGGGUAGAACAUGCUCCAAACAAACUUGUUCCCAUGGGCACAGUAAUGAAACCAAGCAUUGGUAACAGUAAGCUUGUGAAUAAACUAACUAAUGUUAAAGAUAUUGCCAACACAAAGACAUCUAAAUAUUGCUUGAUAUCUCAAGAGCAAGAUACAGAUGGAGAAUUAGAAACAAAAUUGUAUAAAGGAGAUAUUGUACCAACAUGUGGUGGUGGGGCGCAGGUGAUAUUUAAUGAUGUUGAGAUGCUUAAGCAGUUUUCACCAACUAACGAAAGAGAAUCAUCUUCAAACAGAACUUCAGGAUGUGCAAGACAUUCAGGGAAAAGAAGAGACACUGGUUGUUCACCACCUCCGACACCAUCAACAGUCAAGAAACAGAGGGACAUAAGUAUUGCGGCCUAUUAAUAACACCAUGGGCAAGUACAAUCCACCACGCAGGCCCAGUUUGGAUUGGUGGAAAAAUAUUGCUCUUGUAUUUUAAACAUUUGUUAGGAUUUCUACACAUUCAUCAUUUUCAGGAAAUCAAAACAUCCCCAAAAAAUUAAACACAUUAAAUAUAAUAAAAAUAGGACUGACCCAUCUGAAAUAAUUUAACAUAAAACAAUAUUAUUAACAGACUUCAACUUUUAUUUCCAUGUUUUUUUAUCUUAAUUAUGAAUGAAUGAACCCUGUCAUAAUAUAAAAUUCCCUGUAGAUGAAGCGGACUUUUCCUCACAACAAUCCAAAUUAUGUGCCUACUAAUCUCUUUUUAGUUUUUAUGUAAAAAGUGGUCCUAUUUAUAUUAAACUAAUAGUUUCACAAAUAUGCACCAUAUUUUGGACUUAAUUAUUUUAGAAAAUUGUAAUGUAGUACUUAAUUAGGUUUAAUGUCGGUAAGGUAUAUAAUAAUAUAUUUUUAGAUUUAUUAGUUUUACAUAUAUUUGACUCAAUUAACAACUUUCAAAUACUACUCAAAUAGUACUCUUAAUAUGUUAAAAAUUUCGCAUUGAAAACGACUAAAUAUGACAACUAUACUAUACUAAAAAACAACUUUCUCGAAUGACAGCUUCUUUGCUUUAAGUUUCAAUGAUAUGAUCAAGAUAAUAUAUUGAUGAGAUUAGUAUGAAAAUUGGUAUGUAUCAUAUCAUCUACGAUGUCCCCAAGCUUAUUAAAGUUUGGCCUAGCGGUUUAGUGUAAAACCCGCUUCUGAUAGUUCAAUAACUACGUAUAAUUAAUUAUUAGACUAAAUACAAAACCGUUCAGUUCUUUAGAAUACACUUUUAGUUUAUUGUAAUUGCGAAUGUAAUCGCGCAUUUUUUUUAUAAUAG